Molecule: messenger RNA, 981 nt
Organism: Ustilaginoidea virens
Lineage: Eukaryota; Fungi; Ascomycota; Sordariomycetes; Hypocreales; Clavicipitaceae
Exons: 2
Coding region: 1-981 (326 amino acids)
Biological process (GO): DNA repair; DNA damage checkpoint signaling
Cellular component (GO): checkpoint clamp complex
Source: RefSeq, a predicted model, not a curated record
AUGGCUCCUGAUAAACCACCCAUCUUUCGAGCUGUGGCUACGUCUACACGCCCGCUGCACCAGCUUCUUCGGUGCAUCAACUUUGCACCAAAGGUACAUGUCCAAAUCACCGAGGAAGGUAUCCGAUUUGCUGCAGACAACUCUAGAGCCAUGCAAGGGGUCGCGUUUCUCGACAAGGCGCUCUUUUCAGCAUACAGCCUCAAUUUGCCAGUAAAUCACCAUGACGAUGAUGAUGAGCCCCCCGAGCUGCCGAUUUUCCAAAUCUCGCUGCCAUCGUUCCUGGAAGUGCUGCAGAUCUUUGGCGCGGUCGACGUUGCUGCCAAGGCACAAAAGGCGGAGCAAGAUGCCUACCGGAGCAACCUGAGAAACUACAGGCCGGACGCGUUCAGCAACCAGGUUCUGGGGAUAAGCGGAACCUGCACGCUCGUCUACGGCGAGCAGGGCGACGCUUUCAAGGUGACGAUUGAGGAGUCUGGGGUCAAGACCACGGCCGGCCUCACCACGUACGUGCCGGACCUGCCCGAGGACAUCCCGUUCAACAGGGAGGAGCUGGCGUUCAAGGUGAUUAUGCCGUCGCGCUCGCUGCUGGACUCCCUGGCCGAGAUAUCGCCCGCCGCCCCCGACAAGCUGUCCAUUGUCGCGAGCAAAACGAGCCCGUUCCUGACCCUGACGGGCACCGGCCAUCUGGGAAGCUGUGCAGUGGACUUUGCCAGGGGCAGGGAUCUGCUGGAGACUUUUACCAUUGCCGACCGGUGGUGCCAGACGUACAAGUUUGACUUUAUCAGGAACUCGACGGAGGCGAUGCGGGUUGCCAACAAGAUCAGCCUGCGGGGGGACGCGCAGGGCGUCUUGUGCUUGCAGUUCAUGGUGGACAUGGAAGGGGGCAAGCCUAGUUUUCUGGACUUUCGCUUUGUUCCGUGCAUCAUGUCUGAUGACGAAGACUCUGACGACGGCGGCAAUGUUGAUAUGGAUCAAGAGUAG